AUGGGGGACACCGUCGGUCCCAUGGAUCCCGCGGUUGACACUAGCGGUGAGGCCAACAAUUGUAGCUCCGGGGACCUACUCCUACUCGACCUUUGCUCCUCGCGCUCGACCUGCAAGCGCGAGGGGCCCCGCACCAGCAAGCGCGAGGAGCCCCACACCGGCAAGCGCGAGGAGCACCGGACCAGCAGACGCGAGGAGUCCCGCACCGGCAAGCGCGAGGAGCCCCGGACCAGCAGGCACGAAGAGCCCCGCACCGACAAGCGCGAGAAGCCCCACCCCAGUAAGCGCGAGGAGCGGCCUGAGGGAGGAAGGAGGGGGCGCACGGAGACGCGGAAGGAGGAGCCCAGUGAGCGGGCCUCGAAGCGGGCGUCCACGCUUUCGACGCGUACGGCCAAGGAAGAGGAGUCGUCGGCACGCACAAGGGGGAGGUCGACGGCGCGGCGAGGGGAUCAGCGGCCGACAGACCCACAGGUCGAGGAGCCGCAGCCAACGCCGGCCGAAACCGCGGUCAAAGAGCCGCAGACAACGCCGAUCGAGACCGCGGUCAAAGAGCCGCAGUCAACGCAGGCCGACAUCGCGGAAGAUAACGCGGCCGCUGAGGCACGACGCCUCGCGGAAUGGCACCGGCGGUUCGCGCUGGCCACGGCGGCGGAGGAGCGGAGACAACGGCGUGUAUGGGAGGACGCCUUGACGCUGGCAAAGAGGCUGAAGGCCACGCAGGAGGCUGAAAAGGCGCCACGAGCGGUGUAUUAG
Messenger RNA from Drosophila miranda, 753 nucleotides. Its product is annotated as proteoglycan 4-like. The record is from RefSeq and is a predicted model, not a curated record. Lineage: Eukaryota; Metazoa; Arthropoda; Insecta; Diptera; Drosophilidae. The coding region runs from base 1 to 753 and encodes 250 amino acids. The transcript has 2 exons.